CAUAUAAGUACAGAGCUUCAGAAUAUCCCUAAGGGAAGAUCAGUUCAAGAAGAAAGUAUAAACUGGAGAGUCAUCAUUGAAGAUGCCAGUGGUAAUGGUGAAAACACAGAUGAAGAAGGUUCUGGUGAUGACUGGGGAACUGGACAAUCAGAAGGAACAGUGGUUCUUGGAGAAAACGAGAGUGAAAAACAUAGUAAUGGGAGCAGUAGUCCAACUUGUGAUAACAUUCCAAAUGCGGGAAGAGAGGGCAAUAGAGGCAACACAAAUAAUUCUCGCAAUGCCCAAGAUGAUGAAAACAUGAGCACAGGAAAUGCAAAGCUAUGCCUUGAAAAGAAAAGGGAUGAGGACCUGGAAAGUAGCACUACAGCUGUAAACAAUGACACUGUAGGUAGUGGCAAUGUGGAUGAAACUGGAAAUGAUACAAUCCCUGACAAAAGAAUGCCCACAGAUGGGUUUAAUAAUAUGACCAGCUCUGAAGAGGCCAGCAGGCAGAGGACUGAAGUCAGGGGAGAUCAAGCAAACAGCGGUGGCUCUAAAGAUACCAGCGAAAGUGAGAGUAACUCUGUUUAUAGUGUGAGUGAUGAGCUGAUGCAAGGGGAUGAACCCAAUGAAAGCCAAGGCUCUGAGGACAACAGCCAGCAAGAUCCCUUUGCUGAUGCAAGCAAUGAGGAAGACUCAGAAGACACAUCUCAGGGAGAGGGGAACCAAAGUACUGAAGAGAAUGAGAGUGAGAUGUCUGAGAGCGAUGGGCAAGAAAGUAACGGUCAACCAGAGAGUAGUGAGGAUGGCAGUGAGUCCGAUGGACAGGCAGUUAGCAGUGAGAGUGGCAGCCAGACAGACAGCAGCCCAGGUCAACCAGAAAGCAGUAGUGAGAGUGACAGUGAUUCCAAGGAUGGCAGUGAGAGUGACAGUGAUUCUGAGAGCAGCAGUGAGAAUGACAGUGAUUCCAAGAGCAGCAGUGAGAGUGACAGUGAUUCCAAGGAUGGCAGUGAGAGUGACAGUGAUUCCGAAAAUAGCAGUGAGAGUGACAGUGAUUCCAAGAGUAGCAGUGAGAGUGACAGUGAUUCCAAGAAUAGCAGUGAGAGUGACAGUGAUUCCAAGAGUAGCAGUGAGAGUGACAGUGAUUCUGAGAGCAGCAGCGAGAGUGACAGUGAUUCAGAGAGUAGCAGUGAGAGUGACAGUGAUUCCAAGACUAGCAGUGAGAGUGACAGUGAUUCCAAGAGUAGCAGUGAGAGUGACAGUGAUUCCAAGAGUAGCAGUGAGAGUGACAGUGAUUCUGAGAGCAGCAGCGAGAGUGACAGUGAUUCAGAGAGUAGCAGUGAGAGUGACAGUGAUUCGAAGAGUAGCAGUGAGAGUGACAGUGAUUCUGAGAGCAGCAGUGAGAGUGACAAUGAUUCUGAGAGCAGCAGUGAGAGUGAAAACAGCAGUAGCAGUGAGAGUGAUGGGAAAUCUGAGAGUAGCAGUGAUAGCGAAAGCAGCAGUAGUGAAAGCAGCAGCAGUGAGAGUGAAAGCAGCAGCAGUGAAAGUAGCAGCAGUGAGAGUGAAAGCAAUUCUGAUAGCAGCGAAAGCGAUAGCAGCAGCAGUAGCGAAAGUGACAGUGAAUCAGACAGCAGCAGCGAAAGUGAAUCUGAGAAGAGCAGUGAAAGCAACAUCAGAGAAAAUGAUAGUCAAGCUGGUAGCAGUGAAAAUGAGACCAAUUCAGAGACUGAAAGUGAGGGGGAAGACGAGCCCUCAAGCAACGAGAGUGAAAACAGUUCAGCAGAUCAAUCCAAUGAUACUGUCAGCAACAGUGCUGCAGAUGCCAGUGAUGAUGAAUCCACAGGAAGCGAGGCAAGUGACAGCAGGGCUCAGCCUGAAGCCAUAGACAGUGAAAGUGAUUCCAUAAGUAAAGGCAGUGAGAGCAAUGACUUGACCAGUACUACGAUGCAUACAAAGAGGACCAGUCUUUUAUUUAUCUCCCUGUGGGCUUUAUCCCAGGCUCGUCCUGAUACCAUAGGUGAGAGGAACCUGAACUAUAUAGCUGAUUCUGCAGAUGUGAGCGAUGAAGACAGAGGGAGCAGGCAAAGCAAAAGUGAAGAACAUGUGAGCACCAGCCAUGAGAACAGUGAAGGCGACACUUUUCUCCGAAAGGUUUCCAGUGGUAGUUUUGAGAGCUACCCAAUAGAUAACCAUGACUGGAGCACCCGUGACAAUGAUGAUGAUAAUUAUUUCAGAGUCCACCAAGUGAUCCAUAGGAAUUGGGCAGAUGAUGCUGAUUCUCAUGAACAUUCUGAUCUGAAACAAAUGAACGAGGACACCUCUGAUGAUCAGAUUGUUGACAAAAUUUCUCUGGAGAAUCAGAAUGAAAUUCAUCAAGACAAUCUUUACGGUGAUAUCACAAAAUCCAAAGAACUCUUCGAUGUUGAAAAUGAUGGCAUGCUUUAUACUCCUGAACAAGUAUUAUUUACCUUCACGGGGAAUGGUGGAAGUGAUCUCACAAAUGAUGAAGAAAUCAGUGGUGAUGACUCCUUCAAUGAACACAAUGAAGAUCUUGGUCACACCGUACUUCCAAGUGAAGGAGACAAUCCACAAACAGCUGUAGAAAAGGGAGACCAAGAAGAAGACAACACUAUCAGCCGACAACCUCGUGACAGUAGCAGCAGCAGUAGCAGUAGUGAGAGCAGAAGUCUUGAUAAAGAGGACAAUCAUAUAGCUGAUUACCGCAGAAGACAUAGAGCAGACAGUUACAGCAGCAGCCAAGAAGACAGGUACUAUUUUGAUGAUGAAGGAAUGCAAGGGGAUGAUGCAACUUUCUUCGAGAGUCAUGAUGCCGACUCUGACAUGCUCUAUGGAGAUUUUAAUUCAAAAGAAAGCAGCCAAGAAAGCAGAAGAGGGAAAGUUAAACAUCACAGCAAAGCAAUAGAUCGGUUUGCUCGGAAAGUAUACCAUUAUGUUGAUGCUGAUUCUGAAGAAGACCAGAGUCCUGAACAGGAGGAGAGCAAAUCCCAGCAAGAGGAUGAUGUUGUCUCUGAAGAAAGCAGCCAAUCUGUUGAGGAGACUAGUCAGUCAACAGAAAAUGUUCUCAGUAGAUCCAGGGAAGAUGGAACCAGUCAAUCCAAAGAGAUGGUAAAAAGUUCAUCCAGAGGCCGUAGUCACAGUCAGUCUAAAGAGACUUUUAAAAGCCGUUCCAGGGAACAUAGUCACAGUCGUUCCAGAGAAGAUGACAGACACAGCCAGUCCCAAGAAGAUGACAGACACAGCCAGUCCCAAGAAGAUGACAGACACAGUCAAUCCCAAGAAGAUGACAGACACAGCCGAUCCCAAGAAGAUGACAGACACAGCCAUUCCCAAGAAGAUGACAGACACAGCUGGUCCAGAGAAGAUGGUAGGCAGAGUCAGUCCAGAGAAGAUGGUAGGCACAGUCGGUCCAGAGAAGAUGAUAGACACAGCCGGUCCAGGGAAGAUAAUAAGCACAGCCAAUCUCGGGAAUACCUUCACAGCCAUUCCAGGGAAGAUGUCCACAGCCAUUCCAAGGAAGACCAUAAACACAGCCAGUCUAGGGAAGAGAAUAAGCAUAGUUGGUCCAGGGAAGAUGACAACCACAGCUGGUCCAGAGAAGGUGAUGCACACAGCCAAUCCAGAGAAACUAGUUUGGUUAGCCAAUCUAGAGAAGAUGAGAAUAGUCCAUCUAGAGAGGAUGAUGAUACAGUGUCUAUGGAAGACAUUAAAAGUGACUCUACUGAAGACAGUAGGGGCUCCUAUAAAAAAGUUGUGAAAAAGUCCAAAGAAUUAAGCGAGAAAUCAAAUGAGUAUAGCACUGGCAAAUCUAAACAGCAGAGAAGUUACUCCAUUGAAGAUGUAUCCAAUAGGGCACCAAGAGGCAGUGAAUCUGGAGAGGUUAAGCGAGAACACAGCAGCUCUAGUGAGAAAAGUGUUUCUACUGAAGACAGUGAAGAAACUUCUGAGGACACAGAUGAAUCAAUUCAGACUGACAGCCGGUUGUCUCACAGUACCUCAUCUGAGAGCAGCAAAGCUUCCCACGAAAGCACCAGUAGUGAAGACAGUGAUUCAUAUGACAAGGAUCUUAAAUCUGAGGAACAGAACCAAUCGGCCCAAACCAGUGAAUCCACAGAAGAAGACAACAGUCAUUCCAUAGAAAGAGAUAGUCACUCUAGAGAGGACACGGCGAGUAUAGAAGAUGACAAAGCUAAAAUACUGUUUAAAUUCUCGCAAGGUACCAUUUGGGGUCCGCACCUCAAGGAACGAAGAUACGGGGGUGUCCGAAAUACCUCCAAUGAUUUUAAUAUUGUUCGCUGCUGUACUGCAGAAAAGACAGCAAUCCCAAUCAUGAAGACUGUGAUUUUACUUAUAAAUAUUCUUGGAAUAACAAUUGCUUCUCCAAUUCGGUGGAGUGAAUUUCUACAAGGAAGAGGCUAUGGAGGCAACAUCAAUUCCCUUAGUGCUGAUAAAGAAGUCCUGAAGGUUGGGUUUGCUGGUGAGAAUCAGAACAAAGAUGGUGACCACCAAGAAGGAGAAAUAUUUUUUGCCCCCACCAGACAGUCUGAUAUUGCUGAAGAAGUUUCUGCACUUGAUCCAAUACAUCCUCAAGGAGGUUUUCUGCAUGAAAAUGAGAGCCAUCUGCUCCAUAAGGACACUAGACUUACACAGGCUAAUAAAUAUGAGACUGAACAUACAACACAGAAAAACAUGGGCCUGAAUGUUUACUUCCCUGCAGAGAAAGCUAUUAAGAACAUCCCUGUAGACACUUUUAAAGAAACCACUAAUGCUGAGGGAAGUGCAUUAGGGCAUUUGAGAGAGCGAAAUGCCAUCCAUGGUCCAGUACCAUCAAUACCCAUCAUUCCAGAAGAAGGUCUCAUUACUGAGGAACAUCACAUCAAGGGAUUCCAAACCAGCAGUGGUUUUAAGGCAAGAAAAGAUACUGAUGGACGAUAUGAUGAUCAUUAUGGAUUUUACAGUUACCACUUAAACGAUGAAGGCAUGCAAGGAGAUGAUCCAAGCUAUUUGGAGGACUCUGAUUCUAGUCAGCAAACAAGGGGCCAAAGCGAUUCCAGUCAACAGCCUGGGGACUCAAACAGUCCUAACAGCUUAAAUGAGGAAGAAUCAGAACAGUUCACCACAUCAGUAGAAUCUGGAAGCCCAAAUUCUUCCAGCAGAUCCCCUGAUUCCAGUGCUUCCAGUGAUUCUGGUACCUCUUGUGAUUCGAGGAAUUCUAAUGAUUGUAGUGGCCCCAGCCAUGCCAGCAGUUCAAGUAGUUCCAGUGAUUCUAAUGAUUCUAUUGACUCAAGCGAUUCUAGUGAUUCUUCUGAAUCAAAUGAUUCUAGUAAUUCUUCUGACUCAAGUGAUUCUAGUAAUUCUUCUGACUCAAGCGAUUCUAGUAAUUCUUCUGACUCAAGUGAUUCUAGUGAUACUUCUGAGUCCAAUAGCUCUAGUGAUUCUAGCGACUUGAAGGAUUCUUCUGAAUCCAGCAGCUCCAGUGAAUCCAGUGAAUCCAGUGACUCAAAUGAAUCCAAAGACUCAAGUGAAUCUAGAGAUUCUUCUGACUCAAGUGAUUCUAGUGAUACUUCUGAGUCUAACAGCUCCAGUGAUUCUAGUAACUCAAGUAAUUUUUCAAAGACCAGCAGCUCCAGUGAAUCCAGGGACUCAAGUGACUCUAGAGAUUCCUCUGACUCCAGUGAUUCUAGUCAUACUUCUGAGUCCAGCAGCUCAAGUGAAUCUAGAGAUACUUCUGACUCAAGUGAGUCUAGUGAUACUUCUGAGUCCAACAGUUCCAGUGAUUCUAGUGACUCAAGACAUUCUCCUGAAUCCAGCAGCUCCAGUGAAUCCAGGGACUCAAGUGAUUCUGCUGAUUCUUCAGACUCCAACGGUUCAAGUAUUUCUAGCAAUUCUUCUACCUCAAGUGAUUCCAGUGAUUCUAGCAGUUCUUCAGAUUCUAGCAGCUCCAAUGAUUCCAGUGAUUCCUUUACCAAUUCCAGUCAUCAAAGUGAUUCUAACAGCUCCAAUGGUUCUAGUACCUCCAAUAAUUCUAAUGAUACCUCUAGUGACUCUGGCAGGUCUAGCAGCUCCAAAUAAUCUAUUUGAGAAUACCUAAGAGCCCUAUAUCAAUGGGAAACAUAUUCUUGUCCAGACCGCAGUUACCUAAAACCACUGAUAUGAUAAAACUCCAUUAAAUUGUCUCACUUCUGGUCACAGCAUACUAUAAAGCUGCAUUAGAGGACCUAGAGACUGAUAGAGAGGAAGAUACCAUAGAAUCGCCUAAAGGACCUAGAAAUUUUCUAGAGAGACUACCACCCGCCAGGUGUGAAUAAAUGAAACUGUGGAUAUGGACUGUAGUUUUAGGGCUCUUAUGUAAUUGAAAUAGUACUAAUAGACAUCAGCAUUACAGAACAAUGCUGUAACUGCAGUCUAUUUAAAAAAAAGAGAUAACUGUAGACUACAUUUUGAUCGUGAAUCAGAGAGAGAGAGAGAGAGAGAUGCACAUGCCAUUACAGUAUGGAGAUAUCUUUUUGUAGUGUUCUAAAAUAUAUUUACUAUUUGCUUAUGUUUUUUGGAAACUUGAGUUCUAAUUGUACUAUUACGUAACUUAAUUGCAUCCCACUAGAAAAGAGAGAGAGCACUCUCGUAACAAAGAAUGUUCAAUAUCUUUACAAAACUGCACUUCCUAGGAUUGUCAUACUGCUUUUCAAGAUCAUUGUAAACUCUAGGACAAUUUCAGUUGAUCUCAAAAUAGUUCAUGAAUGUAGUUAAUACAGUGGGACUUCAGCAUUUAGUAGAGUUUGGUACCAGGAUCCCCUGUGGAUGUCAAAAUCUGCUCAAGUAUCAUUAUAUAUGAUGGUGUACUAAAAUGAUGUCCUUUAUAUCAAAUGCCCAAAUAAAAGUUUGCUUUUUGAAUAUUUUCUUAUUAUUUUUAAGCCAUGGAUGUUGGAAACUGUAGAUAUAGACUGUACAUAUUUGCUGUAUAUUAAUAAAAAUAUAUAAUUGA
Messenger RNA from Anolis sagrei ordinatus, 6979 nucleotides. The record is from RefSeq and is a predicted model, not a curated record. NCBI's taxonomy places the organism in Eukaryota, Metazoa, Chordata, Lepidosauria, Squamata, Anolidae.